This is a messenger RNA of Clunio marinus, 1419 nucleotides long. The record is from the annotation of a GenBank genome assembly. Lineage: Eukaryota; Metazoa; Arthropoda; Insecta; Diptera; Chironomidae.
AGUUUGAAGUUAACUGUUCAUUGAUUAACAUUAAAACAAAAAUUGAAAAUGAGUGAAAAAUUAUUAUCAAUUUUGGUGCUUUUAAUGGUUAGUAGCGGUGAGGUUUUAUCGCAAGGAUAUAUUUGUUCAGGACUAUGGCAAGGAGAAAUUGUCGCCAAUCCAAAUGAUUGCACGAAGUUUUAUUCAUGCGUUUUGUUCAUACCAGUUACCAUUGACUGUCCCCAGAACCAAGUUUUUGAUAGAUAUUUAUUAAAAUGCGUCCCUGGAAAUCCUGAAACAUGUGAGAUUUUCGGCAGUUCUUCAACAACAACUGCUCCAACUUUGCCAACUACGCCAAUCACACCAAUAGCUUCAACCACGCCGAAUACACCCACACCAGAAAUUACAUCAACAGUUCCGAUUACACCCACACAAGGGACUACAACAUCAUCGCCAAUUGAUCCCGUUGACCUUGACGAGAUCUGUCGUGGAGUAUUCUUCGAGGCUUUGCCAUAUCCAAACUCACUCGAGCACUACGUUGGAUGCAUUCGUGGCAGUGGAGUUGUGUUUAAAUGCUAUGAAGAUGAAUUCUUCCAUCCCGUCAUUCAUGAAUGCUUACAAUAUCCAACCACAGAAGAAUCAACCACUCCAGAAACCACAACGACUACAAGAUUCAUCUCCACAACACUUGCGCCUAGUCUGGAAGGAAUUUGUGAAGGCAAAUUUUUUGAUUACAUCGCACACCCCACAGCAUGUGCACUUUACAUUUUCUGCUAUGAAGAACUUUUCAAUAUCAGACAAUGUCCUGAAUUUCAAAUUUGGAAUGAUUCAGAUAAAACUUGUCAAUCGGGAAAUCGAGUGACUUGUGAAUUAACUGUUGAAAAUACUCUUCCGAUAACUGAGCCAACGACACCUGAACCUGUUACGACACCUGAAACAACAACAUCUCUACCAGUCACACUUUUGCCAACAUCAACAGUUGUUUAUAAUCCUUGCGAUGGAGUUUCAAGUGGAAGCGUUCCGGAUCCGCAAGAUUGUACAAAAUACUUCAGAUGCGUUUCUGAGAUACCAAUUACUUCACAAUGCACAGCUGGUCAGAUUUUUAGUGCACAAAGAAUGCUUUGCGUUACUGGAAACAGCGAAACAUGUCAACCAAGCUUGUAAUUACUCUUAAAUAUUAUCAUAAUGUUAAAAGGAUUUGAUUAUGAUAAAUAAAGAUUUGUAGUUCUUUAUCAUUUGAGAUAAAUAAAACGACCUGAUUCACUGUAUAAUUCAAAAUGUACAUCACGAUAAGAUAAUGUUGUUAUAGAACCUUGGGUAAUUUCGAUUGAUAAUUUGCUAUCGUUGAGUAUUUUAAAUUUCAUUAAGUAAAGAAAAAAAUAUUUUUUUUUAGACUAUCGUAACUGAUACAGAAAUAAAAUCAAUUGUUUAAUUGACACA